AUGCCUUUCGGUUUAACCAACGCACCGGCAACGUUUCAACGCCUCAUGGAACGAUGUUUAUCUGGUCUUAACCUUAAGAUCUGCCUUGUCUACCUCGACGAUGUUAUUGUCUUUGCCCGAACCUUCGAAGAAAUGUUGGAGAGAUUAGAAGCUGUGCUCAGGCGUCUUGGAGAGUUCGGCUUGAAGCUGAAACCAUCGAAAUGUAAGCUUUUCCAAACCAAGCUUACCUAUCUGGGACAUGUCGUGUCUGAAAAUGGCGUAGAACCAGAUCCCGAAAAGAUUUCAGCACUACCCAAAUGGUUGGAGAAUCCACCGAGAAAUCGAAAGGAACUACAAACCUUUCUAGGCUUUGCCGGGUACUAUCGCAAAUUUGUCGAGGGAUUUGCCAAGAUUGCUGCACCGUUAUAUGACCUGAUUAAAGAACCAAACGCUAAAAUGCCUCGGACAUUCCUGUGGACUGAAACUUGUCAAUAUGCUUUCGAAUCACUUAUUUCCAAGCUGUCAACACCCCCUGUCCUGGCGUUUCCUGAUUUCACUCUACCGUUUGUUUUGCACACCGAUGCUUCAGGCGUGGGACUGGGUGCAGUUCUUUACCAAUUGCAAAGUGGCAAGAAGCGUGUUCUGGCGUAUGGGAGCCGUUCCCUUACUCAUUCGGAACAACGCUAUUGCGCCUAUCGUCGAGAGUUUCUUGCACUGAAAUGGGCAGUCACAGAGAAGUUUCGUUCUUAUCUGUACGGUAGGAAGUUUCAUGUUAUCACGGAUAGCAACCCGUUGACUUACCUACUGACGUCGGCAAAGCUUAGUGCAACUGAUCACCGUUGGUUGGCCAGUUUGUCGACCUACGAUUUUACGAUAAGCUAUCGGGCAGGGAAAUGUUGUGGUGAUGCUGAUGGACUCUCUAGAAUACCUCGGGAAGGAGAUACCCCUCGACAUGGAGAAGAAAUGACGCCAGACGCAGAGUAUCUCCGACCGUUUCUAGAACGAUUACAUGCAUCAGAGUCAGACACAGUAGUGACUUAUGUCCAGCAGGAGUUCCAAGCUCUUUGUGAUUACCAUAUUGCCUUCGAUCCCGCCAACGAAGAAACCACCUGUCCCGCCGUAGAGACGCUGGGUAUUGACGUAUCAGCUAUUGAAGCAAUAUGUAAGGAAGCAAGUCCCACUCGUGAAGGAAUUGGUGUGGACAUGAUUCCACCACUCGAAUGGCAAUUGAUCCAACGUGAGGAUCCAGAAAUUGGACGAGUAAUCGAGAUCUUGACUCGCCAAACUACUGGAACUGGCAACGUGAAUGAUGGGGACACUAUGGUUAACCGGUUGUUGAAAGAAAAACACCGCCUUGUGUUCAAGGAUGAAAUUUUGUUUCGGGAACGCCUGAUAGAUGGUGCAAAACUAAAACAACUUGUGGUCCCUCGUGCUAUGCGAAAGCGUAUUCUCUGUGGGUUACACGAUGACGUCGGACAUCUUGGCAGAGAUAAAACCAUUGACCUGGUCUGCCAACGUUUCUACUGGCCCGGGAUGACAGCGGACAUUGAAGUCCAUAUUCGUGACUGUCACCGUUGCCUCUUGCGGAAAGCUGCUGACCCUCCACGUGCUCCUCUGGUGCCAAUCUUGGCGUCAGAACCUAUGGAACUCCUAGCUAUCGAUUUUCUGAGUAUUGAAAAGGGGAAGGGAGGAUAUGAAGAUGUGUUGGUCGUGACGGACAGCUUCACAAAAUAUGCUUGGGCCUUUCCGACUAGGAACCAAAAGGCCACAACUGUCGCCAAGGUGUUGUGGGAAAACGUGUUUGUCCACUAUGGCUUACCACGUAGAUUACACUCUGACCAAGGCCGAGAUUUUGAAUCAAGAUUGAUUGGUGACCUUUGCAGGGUUGCUGGUAUCCAGAAGACCAGAACAACGCCAUAUCACCCCCAGGGAAACGGCCAAACUGAGCGGUUCAACAGAACACUGCUCAGCAUGCUUGGAACCCUAAGUGAGGACAAGAAGACCGACUGGCCAAGCUACGUCGCACCAAUG
Paramuricea clavata is the source of this 2010-nucleotide messenger RNA. NCBI's taxonomy places the organism in Eukaryota, Metazoa, Cnidaria, Anthozoa, Malacalcyonacea, Plexauridae. The record is from the annotation of a GenBank genome assembly.